AAAGAAAGAAAAGUACUCCUAAUUUGGGCAUACACUAUUCCUGAGAAAGUGCAGAUUUUCCAUGUGAAGAUCCUCCACUCACUCCAAUGCAGUCCACUCUGGUGUUUAUAUUAAACACAGAGAUCACCAUACUUGACUCAAUCAAAUCACAAUUAUGUUUAAAUUAGCAUCCUGAUCAUCAUUUCAAUUCACCUCACACAAACACAUACCUUUUGUGUUGUAUAUGCAUGGAGCUUCGGUUAACACUCAAUUUCAGAUUAUAAAAUGGAUGCCAUUUCAUUUUCCGAUGCAACAAUCUGUAGGCAUUCCUGUCUUGGCUACCCAUUUGAUUAUUUACCUGUGAGAUGUGACCGCAACUUGUAUUUUGGUUUUAAGUAUCAUCCUCUGACCCAUAGAAAUUAUUACCACGGGACGAGCUUAUCAAAGACUUCAUGUGCGAUACCUGUUCACAAGGAUUUUCGGUACACAGGAGACCUGCUCAGCAAAUCAAGUACCACUGUCUUUUCUAGCAGGGGAGAUUCUUCGUUAACUCGUGCUCUUGAUGAAGGAGAUGGUAUUCCUUCAGAUACUGAUGAAAUAUUAGAAUUUACUGAAUUUGAUUUAUCAACAGUUGGAGGAGACCAUUAUGAAAAACGACCUAGGAAAAAAACCGUCGAGAGUGAGAGAGAUGAGCUUUUGGAAGAGUUGGCUCUAUCCAAGGCUAAACAACAGGAAUAUAUGGCCACCAUAAUGCACGACAAAGAACGGGCAAUUGCAGAACUCGAGGCUGCCAAAACUUUGUUUAACCAGAAUCUGCAGGAGUCAAUUGAAGAGAAAUUUAACUUGGAAACCAAAUUGGUUCUUGCAAAACAAGAUGCUGUUGAACUGGCAGUGCAAGUAGAAAGGUUGGCAGAGAUUUCUUUUCAGCAGGCCACUGCUCACAUAUUAGAAGAUGCACAGUUAAGGGUUUCUGCAGCUGAAACUUCAGCUGCUGAAGCAGCUUACCAGAUUGAAGAACGGGUACGGAAUUCCAUUGAAGGUACCAUUAUAUCUAUCGUAGAUAAGUCUAAAAAGGCCAUAGAGAAGGCUCUGGCUCUUGCAGAAACAGCUAGCGAACAUACAACAAAAGCGAUGUCUAUGUUUACAGAUAGUGUAACUCCUGUUGGUGAGAUGGCUUCCAUCCAGACACAGAAUAUCAAGUUACAAGCUACUAUUGAUGAUCUGAACUCUAAAUUAUUACUUUCAAGAAGUGAGAUUGAUCUAUUAAAGCUGGAACUGGAACAAGCUCAAGAACGGGCAAAUGCAAUUGAAACUCGUGCAAGUGAUACAAUGAAAGCACUGGCAGAAUAUCAGGAGUCAAGCGGGGUGAAAUCUCUUCAGCUAGAGGAGGAAAUUAAAUUGUUAUUAGAAAAAAUGAAGAAGGAUGCAGGUGAUAGAAAAAAAUCUGUUUCUAAGGUUAUUAAGGUUGAACUGGAGGCAAUGAGGGCAGCAGUUGACUCUGCUAAAGAAGCAGCACAAUGCAAGGAGGAGGCAUACCUGAGAAGGUGUGAAGCUCUACAGAGAUCUUUAAAAGCAUCUGAAGUUGCUUCAAAGAUGUGGAGACAAAGAGCAGAGUUGGGAGAGUCGUUGUUGUUAAGAGAAAAGCCAAUAGGCGAAGGGGAAGAAGAUGCAAUAUUUGUUCUUAAUGGUGGACGGGUUGACCUGUUAAUGGAUGAUGAUUCACAAAAGUGGAAACUACUCAGUGAUGGUCCUCGCAGAGAGAUACCCGACUGGAUGGCACGAAGGAUAUGUUCCAUCUUCCCCAAGUUUCCUCCAAGGAAGAAGGACAUUUCUGAAUCCAUAACAUCUAAAUUUAAAUCUUUGACAUUGCCCCGUCCUGAUGAAGUUUGGUCUAUUGCUCAUGAAAAGCCAAAGGAAGGGGACACACUUAUUGAACAUGUAAUUGAGAAAGAAAUUAUUGAAAAGAAGCGGAAGGCUUUAGAACGUGCGCUUCAGCGAAAGACCAUUCAGUGGCAGAAGACCCCUGAACAAAUAAAAUUAGAGCCAGGAACUGGUACCGGAAGAGAGAUUGUGUUCCAAGGUUUCAAUUGGGAAAGCUCGAGAAAAAAGUGGUACCUUGAGCUGGCUCCAAAAGCUUCUGAUUUAUCCAAGUCUGGCAUUACAGCUGUGUGGUUCCCACCGCCAACUGAAUCUGUUGCUCCACAAGGGUAUAUGCCUUCGGACCUGUACAACUUAAACUCGGCAUAUGGUUCUAGAGAGGAGCUUAAGUAUUGUAUAGAGGAAAUGCAUAAUCAAGAUCUUUUGGCCUUGGGAGAUGUUGUACUAAAUCAUCGGUGUGCCCAUAAGCAGAGUCCAAAUGGUGUGUGGAACAUUUUUGGUGGCAAGCUUGCAUGGGGACCAGAGGCUAUUGUCUGCGAUGAUCCAAAUUUUCAAGGGCGUGGAAAUCCUUCAAGUGGCGAUAUCUUUCAUGCAGCACCGAACAUUGAUCACUCCCAGGAUUUUGUACGAAAAGAUGUGAAAGAGUGGUUAAAUUGGCUCCGCAAUGAUACUGGUUUUGAUGGAUGGCGCCUGGACUUUGUGAGAGGGUUUUCAGGCAGUUAUGUGAAAGAGUAUAUAGAAGCUUCCAAUCCUUCAUUUGCAAUUGGGGAAUAUUGGGAUAGUCUGGCUUAUGAGGGCGGUAAUUUAUGCUACAAUCAAGAUGCUCAUCGUCAAAGGAUCGUCAAUUGGAUUAAUGCCACUGGUGGCACCUCUUCAGCAUUUGAUGUCACAACGAAGGGUAUACUCCACUCGGCUCUACAUAAUGAAUACUGGAGACUAAUAGAUCCUCAGGGAAAACCAACCGGAGUAUUGGGAUGGUGGCCUUCACGUGCCGUCACAUUUUUGGAAAACCAUGAUACUGGAUCAACUCAGGGUCAUUGGCCGUUUCCAAGAGAUAAGCUUACGCAAGGAUAUGCAUAUAUUCUAACUCAUCCUGGAACGCCUGUUGUGUUUUACGAUCAUUUCUAUGAUUUUGGCAUCCAUGAUACCAUUACGGAGUUGAUUGAGGCCCGAAAACGUGCUUCUAUCCAUUGUAGAAGUCCUGUGAAGAUAUUUCAUGCUGUGAGUGAGGGUUAUGCUGCACAAAUUGGAGAUUCGCUCGUAAUGAAGCUUGGUCAAUUUGACUGGAAUCCGUCAAAGGAAGUGAAUCUGGAUGGUAGCUGGCAAAUGUUUGUCAAUAAAGGAUCAGAUUAUCAGAUAUGGCUGCGAAAAUAAUGUAUACACCUUAGAAUUUAAUAUAGAAUCAUGAGAACUGUCUCAUUCAUGUGACUAUGAAAGCAAUCUGUAAUCUGGGUUUUUAUUCCCAGUUAUAAGUUACAACUGCCUCUUUCUUUCUCUACCUAAAUAUAUAGUCGGUGUACUUUUGGAGUUGUAACGAAUUACAAGUGUUCAUGAAGGACCUGAACAAGUUGCUCUCCUGAAUACUCUGUCCACAACCCAAUUUGUAAGCUAAACCCCUUGAAAAGUUAACGAAUCUAGAGGCCAAGGUUUAAUUUUUUUUUUUUAAA
Daucus carota subsp. sativus is the source of this 3524-nucleotide messenger RNA. RefSeq lists its product as uncharacterized. Gene Ontology annotation, biological process: carbohydrate metabolic process. The coding region runs from base 265 to 3231 and encodes 988 amino acids. Lineage: Eukaryota; Viridiplantae; Streptophyta; Magnoliopsida; Apiales; Apiaceae. Gene Ontology annotation, molecular function: calcium ion binding; alpha-amylase activity. The transcript is spliced from 14 exons. The record is from RefSeq and is a predicted model, not a curated record.